Messenger RNA from Cryptococcus wingfieldii CBS 7118, 1053 nucleotides. RefSeq names its product fructose-1,6-bisphosphatase I. Gene Ontology annotation, biological process: fructose 6-phosphate metabolic process; fructose 1,6-bisphosphate metabolic process; gluconeogenesis. NCBI's taxonomy places the organism in Eukaryota, Fungi, Basidiomycota, Tremellomycetes, Tremellales, Cryptococcaceae. The record is from RefSeq and is a predicted model, not a curated record. The coding region runs from base 1 to 1053 and encodes 350 amino acids. Gene Ontology annotation, molecular function: fructose 1,6-bisphosphate 1-phosphatase activity. The transcript is spliced from 5 exons. Gene Ontology annotation, cellular component: cytosol; cytoplasm.
AUGGCCGCUCCCCAAGCUACUCUCGGUGCCGACAUCGAGCCUCCCGCUACCGAUCUCAUUACCCUCACCAGGCAUAUCUUGUCCCAGCAGCGCGCUCUGGGCGUUGACGCCUCUGGCGACCUGACCAUGCUUCUUAUUGCUAUCCAGGUCACCUCAAAAUACAUUGCUACCAACGUCCGUAAAGCCCGUUUGAUCAACCUCGUUGGUCUUGCCGGUGCCGAGAACGUCCAAGGCGAGGACCAGAAGAAGCUCGAUGUGCUGUCCAACGACAUUAUGGUCAACGCUCUGAGGGCUUCUGGAAAGUGCAGUGUGAUGGUCAGUGAGGAGGUUGAGGAGGCUAUCAUUGUCGGUGGCUCCAAGGGUACUUACUGUGUCGUGUUUGACCCCCUUGACGGUUCAAGUAACAUUGACGCCGGUGUCAAUGUCGGUACCAUCUUUGGUAUCUACAAGGUCCAAGAUGGUGCUAAGCCUUCAGUCAAGGACGUCCUCCGCCCCGGUAAGGAGAUGGUCGCUGCCGGUUACACCAUGUACGGUUCCUCCUGUAACCUCGUCCUCUCCGCCGGCCAAGGUGUCGACGGCUUCACCCUCGACGAAGGUCUCGGAGAGUUCAUCCUCACCCACCCUUCGAUCCAAAUCCCCAACCGCGGCAAGAUCUACUCUUUCAACGAGGGUAACGCCCAGCACUUUUAUCCUCCCACCAACGACUAUUUGAACUCUAUCAAGUUCCCUGAGAACAACAAGCCUUAUAGUGCUAGGUACAUUGGUUCGAUGGUGGCCGAUGUGCACAGGACUUUGCUGUAUGGUGGUAUCUUUGGUUACCCCGAUGACAAGAAGAGCAAGGAUGGUAAGCUGCGUAUGCUCUACGAGGCCUUCCCCAUGUCCUUCCUUGCCGAACAAGCCGGUGGUGUCGCUACCACCGGUAAGGAACGUAUCCUCGAUGUCGUCCCCACCUCCAUCCACGGCCGAUGCCCCGUCUUCCUUGGUUCCAAGGACGACGUUGAAGACUUGAAAAAGUUUUACGUCGGCUACGAGAACUCCGAGAGGAACUGGUAA